AUGAUCUGCCCAGCCUGCGACUCCAAUAGCCCCAGCACAGGCUCGCCAGAGCGCUUCUCAACGCACCAAACCCCCAGCAACGACCCCGCCGCCCCGAAAUUCACCAGCCUCGAAACCUUCGACCCCAAGAAUCUCAAGCUACCCCUCCACCUGUGCCCAAGUCUCCCACUCGGAUGCCGCCAAUCCUUCGAGAGAUGCCGCCGUGCCGCACUCCUCGCCUACGACGGCUUCAAGAACCUCACAGAAAUCCACUCCCUCCGGUACAAAGCCAUGUGUCCGCCUCCCAACCCUAACAACCUAGCCCGCCCUUCUGUCUACUCCUUCUCCCGCGCCUACCUGCACUCCCUCUCCGUCGACCAUCUGCUCAAUUGGCCGGUGCUGCGCGCAAACGUCGUGACUAUCGCACACCCGCCUAAGAUCCCUGCGGAGAUCUUGUCGUUCACGGUGGAUCAGAGGGCAUACGAAGCUUACUUGGUGGGGUUUGAGCGUGUGCUGACCUGUUACGUCAACGGUGCGUAUUGGGAGUAUAUGCGCGCGAAGGACGCCGUGGAGGACGUGAUUGCGAAGGCCAACAUGAAUGUGGUGGAUCGCCGCAUGUGGAGGCAUUUCUGGACGGCGCGGUUUCUGGUGGAGAAUGAGAGUUGGGAGGAGGAUUUGAAGAAUAUGGUUCUGCCUUCGUGGGAUGAGAUUGUGGAGGAGCUGGAUACUGUUAUUUGGGAGCGGGUGGAGGGUGCGGUGACUCUGGAUAGUUUGGUUCGUGCGGAGAGGGAGGUGGUUGGUGUUGAUAAGAACGAUGAGGAUGAAUAUGGCGUUGAAGGGUAUGAGAUCUACGACUUCAUGCUGGAUGAAGAUGUUAUGGAUGCUGGAUGA
Molecule: messenger RNA, 870 nt
Organism: Aspergillus steynii IBT 23096
Lineage: Eukaryota; Fungi; Ascomycota; Eurotiomycetes; Eurotiales; Aspergillaceae
Exons: 2
Coding region: 1-870 (289 amino acids)
Source: RefSeq, a predicted model, not a curated record